UGCGGCGGCGCUGCCGGGAGGGUGCGCUGGGAGCCGGCGCGGAGCCGGCGGGCGGGCGGAGGAUAGCGCGGGCGCGGCACCUGCGGGCCGGAGUGUCGGGCUGCCUGCCGCAGCGCCGGGCCGCCCCGACUCCGAGCUGCUGCUGAGAUGAGUGCAGUGUCACAGCCCCAAGCCGCUCCCAGCCCCCUGGAGAAGUCGCCCAGCACGGCCAUCCUGUGCAACACAUGCGGGAAUGUGUGCAAGGGCGAGGUGCUGCGGGUGCAGAACAAGUACUUCCACAUCAAGUGCUUCGUCUGCAAAGCAUGUGGCUGCGACCUGGCGGAGGGCGGCUUCUUCGUGCGGGAGGGCGAGUACAUCUGCACGCUGGACUACCAGAGGCUCUACGGCACCCGCUGCUUCAGCUGCGACCAGUUCAUCGAGGGCGAGGUGGUGUCGGCGCUGGGCAAGACCUACCACCCCGACUGCUUCGUGUGCGCCGUGUGCCGGCUGCCCUUCCCCCCCGGGGACCGAGUGACCUUCAAUGGGAAGGAAUGCAUGUGCCAGAAGUGCUCCCUGCCCGUGUCAGUGGGCAGCAGCACGCACCUGUCCCAGGGCCUCCGAAGUUGUGGGGGCUGCGGCACAGAAAUCAGGAACGGCCAGGCCCUGGUAGCCUUGGACAAGCACUGGCACUUGGGCUGUUUUAAGUGCAAGAGCUGUGGGAAGCUCCUGAAUGCCGAGUACAUCAGCAAGGACGGGCUGCCCUACUGCGAAGCUGACUACCACGCCAAGUUUGGCAUCCGCUGUGACAGCUGUGAGAAAUACAUCACGGGGCGCGUGCUGGAGGCUGGGGAGAAGCACUACCACCCUUCCUGCGCGCUAUGUGUCAGGUGCGGCCAGAUGUUCGCAGAAGGAGAAGAGAUGUAUCUUCAAGGUUCCUCCAUCUGGCAUCCGGCAUGUCGACAAGCAGCCAGAACUGAAGACAGAAACAAGGAAACCAGAGCUUCCUCAGAGAGCAUCAUUUCUGUCCCUGCUUCCAGCACCUCAGGGUCUCCGAGCCGUGUGAUUUAUGCCAAGCUUGGUGGUGAGAUCCUGGACUACAGGGACUUGGCAGCCCUUCCUAAAAGUAAGGCCAUCUAUGACAUCGACCGUCCGGACAUGAUCUCCUACUCGCCCUACAUCAGCCACUCUGCAGGGGACAGGCAGAGCUACGGCGAGUCCCCUCAGUUGCUCUCGCCAACGCCGACCGAGGGGGAUCAGGAUGACCGGUCCUACAAGCAGUGCCGGACCUCCAGCCCAAGCUCCACUGGGUCGGUCAGCCUCGGCCGCUACACCCCGACCUCACGGUCACCACAGCACUACAGCCGUCCAGCUGGUACUGUGAGUGUGGGUGCCAGUAGCUGCCUCUCCCUGUCCCAACACCCAAGCCCUACAUCCAUGUUCAGACAUCAUUACAUCCCCCACUUCCGAGGCAGUGAAAGUGGCCGGAGCACCCCCAGCCUCUCCGUGCUCUCGGACAGCAAGCCGCCCCCCUCCACCUACCAGCAGGCGCCUCGCCACUUCCACGUCCCAGACACUGGCGUAAAAGAUAACAUCUAUAGGAAGCCCCCCAUCUACAGACAGCAUGGUCCUGUAGUCCAAUCCCAAAUUUCCAAGCUCUCUGGCCUGGUAUCAGUCUUGUCCUUGGUGGUGCAGGAGGCAGGGUACGCCAAAAGACAGACGGGCCUGAGCCUGCUGCCUGCUGCAGCUGCGAGGCGAUCCGAUGGGGAGGAGGGAAGCUUCGACCAGGAUAACAGGAAGCAGAAGAGCAGCUGGCUGAUGCUCAAGGGGGAGUCAGACACGAGGACCAGCUCUCCAGACCUGGACAGCCAGUCCUUGUCCCACAGCAGCGGGCCCGACAGAGACCCUCUCCACCGGACACCAGGGGACAGCUUUCACGCACGAUUCCCCUAUUCCAAAUCUGACCCUCUCCCAGGACAUGGAAAGAAUGGCUUGGACCACCGGAAUGCCAAUCUGGCCCCCUGUGGAGCAGACCCGGAUGCCAGCUGGGGCAUGCGAGAAUACAAGGUCUAUCCCUAUGACACCCUCAUUGUCACAAACCGAAUUCGGGUGAAACUGCCCAAAGACGUGGACCGGACGAGACUGGAGAGACACUUGUCGCCUGAGGAGUUCCAGGAGGUGUUCGGUAUGAGCUUGGAGGAGUUUGACCGCCUGGCCCUCUGGAAGAGGAAUGACCUGAAGAAGAAAGCCCUGUUGUUCUGACGGCUGCCAGCCUGCCCACUGGUGUGCGCCGGGAGCCGAGGCGAGGGGUCCCUGGCGAGAACCAUGCACGCCCCUCACACACACCUUGCUCUGGCUUCUCUGUGUCAAUGGGAUGGCAGGAGGGGGUCCCCCAGCAGGUGCAGCCUCUGCGCCUGCCGGCAACACUCCUGCCCGUAGUUUAGGGCUGAGACAGCUAGCUUCACACCACCCUUCCCCGCUGUGGCUUGGUGUCAGGGAGAGGCUGCACACUGGCUGUGUGGGGCAUCAGACGGAGUGCACAGGUGGCUGCAGCCCAGCCUACCUUCCCAGCGUCCUCAAGGUGCCCUGGCCCCGGUGCUAGGCACGUGGGGGACAGAGGUGCCCGGAACGUGAGCUGUGAGGCUUAUCGAAGAUGGGCGCUGACACCAUUGUUCCAGGAUGGGCACACAGCCCCUUUGGAGCCUGGGCAGCCUCGCCUCACAGGCAGACCCGCAGACAAGGCAGGGAGUGUCUGGGGCAGUGCCAAGAGUAGGGUGCGUGAUUUUUGCAGGCGUCUGUGAUGGGUCUCUCUAGGAACAAACGUCAGCUGACAGGCACCCUCUGGCAGUGCCCCUCCAUGCGCUGUGUCCUCUUCCAGAUCAUCUCCUAGAUGCCUACACAAUAUCUUUAAAGUUACACAGAAGUUUUUAUUUUAUUAAAAAGUAUAGCCUACUUAAACACGAGAUGACAUAUAUAGAGUUGAAUUUCACGGCCCCUCUGCAGGGGAGUGGCCCUCCAGCCUUAUUCUCCACCGCUCCGCUCUGUGUGGCUUCGGUCGGUUCUCGGUGUGGUCCUCAUACAUAGAGCUCCCUGUCUGGUUUCUCCUCUUUUCUUUUUCACGUCACACAGGUAACCUUAAAGACAGACCCCUCUGAAUCACGCUUUGUAAAUACAUGUCAAGUGUAGCCAUCACUGUUUUCCUUGCUGUUAUUUUUACAAGUCUUGGAGAGAAAACAUCUUCCUCUGGUGGCCAAAGCCCUGGAAUAAAAGGUUUCCAUGUCCCGCACCUAAUGCCCGACGUAGAUCUCGUCGUGCCGUCCUGUGAUGGCAGUGUCUCAGCACACCCACCUGAAAAGGAAACCCCACACGCCCCGGGAGCAACGAGCUCCUGUGUGUCCCUGAAACUGACAACCACACGCUGUUGGGGAGCAAAGGAUGGAGAGACGCCUCUCAUCCCCGACGCCAGCAGGGCAUCCCCGAGCAGGAGGCUGGCCAGGCUCCCCACGCAAAGGCGUUGGUGUCUGCCAUGAGGCGUGUGUUGAGGUGCAGUGCCGCCGUCACAGGAUGCCGAUAGGCGCGCUGAGAGGUGGCUGGAACACCGGAGCCUGUUUCCCCGUCCUCGGUGGGUGUUGCCUCUUGUGUGUGUCCCCAUGUUCCUGCCUGUGAGUCGGCCUUACUCUGCUUCCUCAGCGCCCACGACCUGCCAAGUCCCAUUUCCCACUCGGCUUCUCGCCCGCCCGGCUCGGCCAGGGAGGGGGAGUUUUUAGCACCUAAUCCGCUUCCUGCCGCUGAGCAAUCUGAGCCUGAGCAACUGGAAACCCCCAUUUCUCAGUAGUGCAAUGUCAUGUCUGAUCCCAGGAAGCCUGGAAAAUAAAAGACGAUGCAUUAUCACUUGUGGAAGUACAA
This is a messenger RNA of Sapajus apella (tufted capuchin), 3882 nucleotides long. RefSeq names its product actin binding LIM protein family member 2 (gene ABLIM2). Gene Ontology annotation, biological process: cytoskeleton organization; lamellipodium assembly. Lineage: Eukaryota; Metazoa; Chordata; Mammalia; Primates; Cebidae. The record is from RefSeq and is a predicted model, not a curated record. Gene Ontology annotation, cellular component: actin cytoskeleton. The coding region runs from base 148 to 2238 and encodes 696 amino acids. Gene Ontology annotation, molecular function: actin filament binding. The transcript has 23 exons.